GAGAAAAGAUCAUCGCAAAUCCGACACAGACGGAUACCAACUGUUAAAUACUUGUGCGUUUCCGGCGAUGACAAAAAAAAAUUAAAAAAUAAUAAAAUUUGCGCGUAAUAUUUUUCCGUAUUUUGUGUCGGAAAAUAAAUCUGAAAUACAUAUUUUUCACAAUUAUUGAUUCAAAUUUAAAAUAAUGAAAAUCUGUGACUCGUGUGAAUUAUAAAUUAAAAAAAUAUAUUGUGUCUGUGAGUUCAUAAUUUUUAAGUCAAUAAAACCGGUGGUCGAUUUAUUGGUGUUUCCUGUGUUAAAAUAGUAGUUGUGAGAGUUAAUACUAAAAUUUAACCCGGUGACGGAGAGCACCGCUUGUUAAAAUUAAGUAGUUAAUUAUUGGUUUCCUCUGCCAAAUUUAAAGUAACCAUACAAACCUACGGCACUCAGAAAUAAAUAUUAAAGUCACAGAUCUCUGGUAAUAAAUAGACAACCAAAUAAAAUUUCAAUUUUUAAUUUGCUAGUAGCAUUACGUGUACAUCCGUUAUUUUUUGGUUGCAUGCGUCAGUCCUUAAUUUAUUUGUUGAACCAUUAAUUAAAAUUGACUUAACCACGUGACGAAAAAAAUAUAAAAACGUAACGUAGGUAACAGUAUUAUAAAAAUAUUAAAACACAAGUGAUACAAAGAAAGGAUAUAUUAGUGGAAAUGUAACAGUGAUAGUUAUUGUAACAUUCGCGUGGUAUCACUAUGUGAUACCACACACAGGCGUCAAAACGGAGAAGGUCAAAGAAGAAGAAAAACGCGCUAAGAGAAAAAGAAUAUCCGAUAUGAGGGUUGACUUCCGCGGAAUAAAGUGUGCAACAGCACUACGCAAAGCGGCGAUGUACGAAAGCAGCUGCUCAUACGCAGGCGCCCUCGAACUCAAGCGAAGUGCUCUCAAAGAAGAACCCUGGCCCGCCACAGAAUGGCCUCCCUAUCGGCUACACCAGUCUACCUUCGAGCAGCUAAAACAGAGUGUCGAGAAAGCAAAAGCAGCUCUCCAAGAUCGAUCGGGGUUACUCGGCACAGCGACUGCUUUUGGCGACUUCUACGGGGGCCAGUUGGGGCAAGACACUGCGAGCCUCGGCUUUGGAAGGUCGAGGACAGAUGAUUCGAUGAUCGGAUCCGUUGACAAAAGUAAAUCUGUAGAUGCAUCCUACAAAAGUACGUGGUCGUCUCAUGCGUCAUCACAGGGUUCACAAGGCUAUGGCACCAACUCACUAUCGGCUAUGUCGAAGUCGACACUCGAGGCGCACACGCAUUUACGUCAACCAGAUCCAUAUCAAAUGUUUGGCCCAACGAGCAGUCGUUUAGCAAACUCAGGUUCCGGUCAAAUCCAGUUGUGGCAGUUCCUCCUUGAGCUCCUGAGUGACUCCAGUAAUGCUGGCUGCAUCACCUGGGAGGGGACGAAUGGGGAGUUCAAGUUGACAGACCCGGACGAGGUCGCCAGGCGAUGGGGCGAGAGGAAAUCCAAGCCGAACAUGAACUAUGACAAGCUAAGCAGGGCUCUGAGAUAUUACUACGACAAAAACAUAAUGACCAAAGUCCACGGAAAAAGGUAUGCGUACAAGUUCGAUUUCCAAGGAUUGGCCGCGGCAACGCAGCCGGCGGCCAGUGACCCCGCAUACAAGUACCAGAGCGACCUUUUCAUGAGCUCGUACCAUCAUUCAGCGAAACUAUCGUCAUUCAUGGCUCCGCACGCCGCGAUGCCUACGUCCACAGCCUCAAUAUUCCCAUCUGCAUCGUGGGGGAACUGGGGGGGAGGCGGAAGCAAUCUGUACUCCCCCCACUCCAUGGCGCCCCCCCACGUGACGUCACAUCUGGGAUCCUACCCGCACUACGCAUGACCAGCCAUUUAAGCUGAACGAAGAAUUAAUUUCAUUUUUAAAAUUCGAACGUUUUUCUCGUUUUUACCAGAAUAACGUUUUUUAAGAACUUUUUAAUUUGCAGUAUUUUCAUUAUAUUCCUGAGUUGCCAUAACUUAAAAAUUGUAUUUCAAUUGCUGAAUCACCAAUAAAUAUGGUAGUGCGUAUAACAUUAUUCUAGAUAUUUUAAAAAAUGUGACGAGAAAAUGAAAAAAAAAACCACAAUGUAAAUUUAUUUGAAAGGUAUGGACGUUUUAAAGACUAAAAUACUGUAAUUUAUUCUGUUUGAAAUUAUACUAUUUUUUAAAAUGUGAGGAAAGGAAAAGGGAAUGUGAACUGCAAGACUAGUCCUUAUCAGAGAAUGUUGUAUAUAGUAGAUACUCAUUAAAAUAAGUAGAAUUAUUUAUUUAGGAUAUCAAAAUAAAAAUAAUGAAAAUUUAUUGGUCGUAUGAAUUAUAUAAAAGUGACUAUUUCCAAUCACGUGUGUGAAGAAUUUUGAAAUAACUAAAUCGGUUUUAGUAUUAUUUGUGUUCAUUUUGUCCUAAACUAGAAUAGGCGAUAUAAUAAUAUAAUUCAAGUAUUCUCACUCUCAAUUAAUUAGGGUUAUUGUCUAUGUAAAUUCUAUGUUACUAUUGUUUUAAAUUUAGAAUGUAAUCCUUUAACUAUAAAGUAAGUUACAAAUUCAAAACAAAAACCUAGUUAUUUCAAAAUCCUAUUUCGACUCACAGCACACGUUCGCCAUAUGAAUUAACUGAUUGGUGAUAUUUUACUCAGUAUUAAUAACCUGUAAAAUAAAUUUUAAUUAAAGUAAGUUCUAGUUAAAAAUAAAGGUGAAAUCUUGAAAAAUAACCAUCAAACUAAACAAGCUCAAGUGCAUAAUUUAAUAAAAAUGUGAAUGUGCCAUUAAAAUUAUACUAAACAUCGCACCAAAGUCUUGAAUUUAAAGAAAUGUAAUUUAUAUAACCAAUACACUAAUUUAUUUUCAACAAAUGACAACCAAAUGCGACAUUCCUACGCCAAAUAUGUAACAUUAAGUAUUUCAUAUAGUCAGUUUCUAAGCCACACGGAAUAUCAGAUCUCUUGACGUUUUAUGCAGGAUUGCCAUUUGUCCCGUCCAUACGGGACUGCCGCCAAAUAUGGCCGCCCUCUUAUGACAUGUCCCGUGCGAGUGAUGUGAUGAUUUCAGUAAUGCCACAAUAUGUGGAGAACUACAUAAAAAUAGGGUGGUUCGCAGAGCAUUUCGACCGCUGCAGCUGCGCGGUCGUUACAAUCCGUCAAUUUUCUUGAGGAAAGAAUCAUUUCCAAAAUCGAUCAUUCAUAAAAUUGACAUUACUAUAGUACAGAAUAAUUGAUGCAAAGUCAUAUAAUAAAACUCAUUCUUGUCUUUGUUAAAAUUUGAAAAACUGUAAUGAUAGCGCGACCGCAGCGUUCGAAACGCUUCGCAGAGCGUUUCGAACGGUCCACCCAAUACGGUCUUGAUUAAAAUAGAAGAUUUUUUGCAAAUACUAACCGUCCUAGGUAUAUACUCUGUGUGUCUUAUAAAUGACCUGAAAAUAAGAAAAGGUUAUUAUAACAAUUCGAGACGCCCCCUAUUGGUUAUUUUAUGCUAUGAUAAGCAAUCGUAAGUUUAAUUAUAUCACCAAUACGCGUUUGAGAAUGGUGGCUUAGAAGCUGGCUUUAAAGCCAUGCCCAUUUCCAUUGCACAGUCGCACUCCGUCAUUUUGACAUCCGUUGACAGACAACGCAGAAAUUGUAUGAGUUUAGACCCGUUGAAUGACGACGACGACAAUGUGAAAAUCUAUAGAAUACAACGCGCGCAAUCUAUGCGCGACUGAGCAAUGUGUACUGUUAGGUGUCACAAUCGUGACCUGCGUACAGACUUGGAAGCCAACCUCUACUCCUGUAAAUAGUUUAAGCUGUACCUACUGUCACUUUAAAAAUAAAACUUUCCCGCGAUGUCAAAAUACCAACAGUAUUUUUACGUUAGCCAGCGUACGAUCUUCGCAAAUUCGUAAAUUCUUCGUAAAUUAUUUGAUACGUGAAAUCUUCACAAAGAUAAAUUUAAAAUUAAAAUACAUUCGUAUUUUAAUUUUAAUUGUUUUUUAAUUUUAAACUUAUCUUUAUGAAGAUUUGUAUUUUAAUUUUAAACUUAUCUUUGUGAAGAUUUAAUUUAUGUAAACUUUGAUCCAGAUAGUUGUAGUCAAGAAAAAAAGUUUCAUAAAAAGAAAUAAAAGGAUUUUCUUAAUAUGAACAGGAAAAAAUAACUUAUCAGUCGACAAUAUCUUGUAUGUAUUAGGUAUGUACCUAUUGCAUAACUUAUAUUUAUGUUACUGGCCAUAAUAAUAAAAAAAAAAAAAAACAAAAACAAUUUUUGAAAAGACGUGAACUGUAAAUAAAUUAGAUUAUUGGAAAAGUGCAAUCGUACUAGUUCUAAUUCAUAAACUAGAGUAGUUUUAAAAUAUAAAAUUCCUAACUUAUUUUCUAUUUGAGUAAAUUAUUUGAUAUAUUUUUAUUUACCUAAUUUUAUUCGGAGCUCACUAAUGUUCGACUUUUUUAACUUUAAAAGUCUUUAAAAUGUUUAAAGUAUUUUGUUACAAGGCUAUUAGAACGUCCUCUGUUUAAUAUUUUGCCGUAUCUUACGCACAUAAGGCGAGUAACAAAGACAGCCUUUAAUAAUGCGUCUUUAUUGAUUUAACUAUAUGAAAUAAGUCCGCCACAUUACCCUGCAUUAUUAAAGUCUGUCUUUAUCUACCACAUUCAGUGCGUAAGAGACGUGAUGACACUUCACGCAAUGGACACUUUGCAUUGUAUAGGAAGAAAGAUUUUCAGUUUUAUCAAUGUUUUCGUGUUUAUAUUCCUUUAUUAUUUAAUAAAAAUAAGUUUAAAACAAAUAUAAUUUUAUUUAUUUACAAACUGUAUUUUUUAGUUUUAAAUUAAAAUUUCAAUAGUUACCUAAUUGUGAUCUAUGAAAGGAGUAUAUUUAUUUAAUUUAUUUGUUUUAUUUACUUUAUAAUGCAUGUGUCAAUAUAAUAAAACCAUUUAGUCGUAGAGUAUCAUUGUAUAGAUGUUAUUGUAAUUGAAACGAAUAAAAGAAAUGAAAAUAUGUU
Messenger RNA from Plodia interpunctella (Indianmeal moth), 4991 nucleotides. It is a transcript of the gene Ets65A, whose product is annotated as DNA-binding protein D-ETS-3. The transcript has 8 exons. The coding region runs from base 808 to 1866 and encodes 352 amino acids. Gene Ontology annotation, molecular function: DNA-binding transcription factor activity, RNA polymerase II-specific; sequence-specific DNA binding. Lineage: Eukaryota; Metazoa; Arthropoda; Insecta; Lepidoptera; Pyralidae. Gene Ontology annotation, biological process: cell differentiation; regulation of transcription by RNA polymerase II. The record is from RefSeq and is a predicted model, not a curated record. Gene Ontology annotation, cellular component: nucleus.